CAUUCAGCACUUGCGUCGUGAUCGAGUUUUGUUUGAAGAAUUUAGUUUGAAUGUAUCGGUUGUUGUAGCAAUAAUGUCUUCAGUUCUUUAUCUAAGAGAGUUUAUCAAAGUGAGAUUAACUACUGCCGCAGAAGAAAUUUUCUCAGAGUUUGAAAAAACGAUCGUCCGGUAUGAGGAGGAGGUCAGUCAGCUAAGACUGCUUGAUAUCAGACCCGGGAUGAAGUCACACAACACCGGUCUGGAUGAUCAGCAGUUCUGUGACACGGAGAGGAGCUCCAGUCUCAACCAGGAGGACCCAGAGCCUCCACAGACUAGAGAGGAACAGGAGGAAAUCUACAGCAGUGAGGAAGGAGAGCAGCUAGAACUGAAGCAGGAGGCUGAAGGCAUUAAUGUGUGGACUGGGGAACUGGAGUUGUGUAAACCUGGAGUAAAGCUGACCACAACAGAUGAAGGUCUGGAUGACCAGCAGGUCUGUGACCAGAAGAGGAGCUCCAGUCUGGACCAGCAUGACCCAGAGCCUCCACAGACUAAAGAGGAACAAGACGAAAUCUCCCUCAAUCAGGAAAAAGAGCAGCUUUCACUGAAGCCAAAAACCAAAGAUGUCAUCGUCUGGACUGGGCAGGAGCUGGGCAUCAUGUGGAACCCUGAAGUAAAGUUGCAAAGAAUGGAUUUUCCACAACAUGACUGUAAGGACGAGGAGGGGCUCACAUGUCAGCACGUCUGCAACCAGAUGAACUCCAGUCUGGUCCAGGAGGAUCCUUCACAGAUUAAAGAGGAACAGGAGGAACUCAGUACCACUGAAGAGGGAAAACCGCUUGAACGAAAGCAGGAGACUGAAACUUUUCCUGCUCGUGAAGAAAGUGACUACAGGGAACCAGAACCAAGCAGUGUCCAGCUACUUUCUCACAACUCUCCUGACACAAAUCAGUGCGAAAGCAAGGACAAUUUGUGUGACUUACACACAAAUAAUUUGAAUCAAAUCAUAGCAGACCUGACGGUUAAAAAUUCCAAGAAAGUACAUUCAUGCAGCACCUGUGGAAAAACAUUUAAUAGGACGGGAAACUUGAAACGACAUAUGCAAAUUCACACAGGUGAGAAGCCACAUUCUUGUAGUUACUGUGGGAAAAGAUUUAGUUGGAAGUCAGACCUGACAAGACACAUGCGAAUUCACACAGGUGAAAAACCACAUUCUUGUAGCACCUGUGGGAAAAGAUUUAAUCGGAAGGAAUAUUUGAAAAUGCACCUGGAAUAUCAUACAAGUGAAAAACGAUAUUCCUGUGGCACAUGUGGCAAAAGAUUUCAUCUAGACACAAAUUUGAAUAGACACAUGCGAGUUCACCCAAGUGAGAAGCUGCAUUCUUGUGGCAUUUGUGGAAAAGGUUUUGGUCAGAAGACAUGCCUGAAUAGACACAUGCGAAUUCACACAGGUGAAACGCCAUAUUCUUGUAGCACGUGUGGGAAAAGAUUUAGGUGGAAGGCGUAUUGGAAAAUGCAUAUGGAUUUUCAUACAAGUGAAAAACAACAUUCCUGUAUCACUUGUGGGAAAAGAUUUCAUUUAAAAACAAAUUUGAAUAGACACAUGCGAAUUCACACAGGUGAGAAGCCAUAUUACUGUAGCACCUGUAGGAAAAGAUUUAGCGACGCAGCAAAUUUUGCAAGUCACAUAAAAAGUCAUACAGGUGAGAAACCACACUGUUGCAGAGGCUGUGGGAAAGGCUUUAUCCAUAUGUCAAGUUUGAUAAGACACAUGAGAGGCCACACAGGUGAAAAACCUUAGUUGUAGCACAUGUGGAAAAAGUUUCAGUUCUUCGGUACAGUUGAAAAUGCACAUGAAAAACGAUGCUAACUUUCAUUCUUAGAAAAUGUUAAUGGUGUCUCUCGCCACAUGCAUGUGUACAUUUGGUAAACAUAGCUUUUUCUAUGUGUUUUGGCUUUUCAUCCACCUUAAAUGAAGGGUGAACAUUUUCUAAAGCUCAGUUUUUGUUUACAUGUGGAUUAAAAAAAGCAAUUGAAAAAAUGAGUGUGUCUCGUGUGCGCCUUCAUCACUUUUUUCUAACGUCAUUGUUUUAUUAUUUGUAGGCUUUUGAUUGGUUGACAUUCCUUCAUGUUUUUUGAAAGGACCGCAACCCGACACACUGUUCCAUGUUUAACAGUCUUUACUGAUUUCAACACUGGUUUAUUCUCCAGGUUCAGCACCCAGGUCCAUCAGCUUUCCAGCUGUCGUUCCUUCUGGUCUCCGACUUCACUCUAAAAAGGGGAGAAACCUCUUUAGUUCAUCGUGUGCACCUUUCCUUCCUACCUCCCUCGCA
Molecule: messenger RNA, 2309 nt
Organism: Oreochromis aureus
Lineage: Eukaryota; Metazoa; Chordata; Actinopteri; Cichliformes; Cichlidae
Product: zinc finger protein 391-like
Exons: 4
Coding region: 74-1777 (567 amino acids)
Source: RefSeq, a predicted model, not a curated record